Molecule: messenger RNA, 1200 nt
Organism: Diospyros lotus (date-plum)
Lineage: Eukaryota; Viridiplantae; Streptophyta; Magnoliopsida; Ericales; Ebenaceae
Exons: 1
Coding region: 35-931 (298 amino acids)
Source: RefSeq, a predicted model, not a curated record
UGUCCAUACAAACCUCAUUCGAUUCCACGUGAAAAUGGAGGCGAACCAUCUCCUCCAUCCCCUUCUCCCCCUCUCCGCCGCAGCCACCAACACCUUCGAAAAUAUUAAUGUUAAUGAUGAUCGCCUCAAAUCCAUCUCAUCAAAUUCCCACAUCAUUAUCCGGCUAUCCGCCGUCGUCUUCAUCGGAAUUCUCUCCGUCUGGGCCAACCACGAAGCCGCCAAAGGCUUCCAUCUCGCGGUCGAAAACCAACCACUCGCCUCGGCCGCCGGCCGCCGCUUCCAGCUCUUCUACGUCUCCAACGGCAAGGCUGCACGGUUGGUGCUCAAUGCAAGUAACUUCGUCGAAACCCUUCUUUAUCCUCCUCCAAAUAGUAAGAUGAAGAAGCAGGUCCGCCGUGUCACCCUCCGGCUCGCCGGCCGGAACCUGACUCAGAUCGCCGCCGUGGAAUCCGUCGAGGAGCAGGACUUUCUUAUCCAUCUGAGUCCGUCGGUGAUGGAGCAGAGGGACGUCGACAGCGCCAUGUUAAGGGCAUUGAGACAAGCCAUGGCUCGGGUUUGGCUCUAUCAUAAUAAUGCCCCCAGAUCUCUUGUAAACGGCAUGAUUGAGUACAUAACCGGGUUGCCAGGCUCGCCGGCGGUGGAACACUCCCGCGGUGGCGGCGGCGGCGGAUGUUGGAAGGACGACGACCCCACGGCAGUGGCACGCUUCUUGGACUACUGUGAGGAGAGAAAGAGGGGGUCCAUCCAACGGUUGAAUCAGGCCAUGGAAGGCAGUUGGCACGAUCGGACGGUGGACGAGGUGUUGGGCGAGCCGGCUCAGGACCUAUGCAAAUCGUACAUGUCUCGGCAGCACCUGGCGACAAGAGCACUGGAUUCUGGCCCAAUGGGAUUGGCAGCUUGGCACGGCGGGUUGGCUGCGUCCACGUUCUGAUAUUUUUAUUGGGUGCGGCCAUGUGCAAAAUGAGACGCAGCCUUGUGAUGGGCACAAGGUGGGGCCAGAGCUUCCCAUCACCACACAUGACUCACCACUUUAUCACCAUUGUCACAACCCAAAAGGGAAAAUAUUUGUAAAACUAAAAGAAAGGGUUUUAUUACGCGUUACGUAAUUAUAAUUUUCCUUAGUAUAGUAAUUAUUUGAAAUAAUGUCCUGAUACAUUAUGAUUAAGCACUUGACAUUAUUGACCAUUAUGCAAAAUAUCA